AUGAACCGAGCGCCUCUUUAUCAAAAUGCGUCUCCUACAGCUCAGAUGCACCCAUGCACACAUUCUCAAAGUAAUCUUUCUUCCUCGGUAGAUAUUAAAUCAUCAGACUUGGAAACGCUAGGCGGGGAUGAGCUUCUUGAGCAUUAUCAAACGGUCUUGAAAGAAUUAGCACGUCAGGCUGUUGAACAGCAAGAAGAAAUACAGCAUCUAAAAAGUGAGCUUACUAAAAACACCAACUCAACCUCACCACAGGAGCAACCUGUGGCUUUUGAACCUGAAACAGUCCGUGAGCGUGACGCUUGGUUUGAGGUGGUUGAUAAAAUGGUGCGGGAGGCCGCGGAGCACUACCUCAAGGAAAUGGACAAACGUUUGUCGUCGAGCAUGGCGCACCGGGUGCGGCGGGUAACUCAAACGCACGUCCGUCGCUCCAUCCGCAAUGCGGUUGAGGAUGAAUUGGCUUACCGUCUUCGUCAUUCUCACAAAGAGCGCAAAAGUAUCGCUAAAGAACAAGAAGUCGACCAUGAUGGACACCAUGAAAUGAAUCAUUCGGGUCGAUCUCGUGAUUCAGUCUCCUCCCAGCGUAUGUGCACAGAAUCGAAUACAGCAAAGUCGCUCAAAAAGGACCACGAGGUGGUCUUCGUUUCCGGAAACGGGUCCACUUCUCGCCCCACGAUGAAUGAGGACGAAACCUGUGAACAACACCCGCGGAGCCGAAGUAAAAAUGAAUAUUCACAACUAACCUCAGAUUUGCACGAUGUAUCCGCCUCCACCCUCCGGCCCAUUUCAGAUGUGUUGAGCAAUGCAAACGCAAAGAAGACAUGGGGUGGGGGUAGCGCCACAGAGGGUAUCUUGACUCCUGAAGUAUCCUCCAUUUCAAGCCUAAACAACGCGCAAACAUGGGAAGAACCCAAUCGUUGUCGCUCUUCUCUUGAGGGAAAGCAUUUUCUCUCCAGCGAAUCCUUGGAUCCGACUUCACGAAAGCUAAGAUACGACACGCCAAGCAAUAAAAAACAUCCUCCUAUCGCCAAUUGCGAGGAUGACCUGAGUUUGUGCAAUGAAAAAAAAUCUACUCCUCCUUUUCAUAUCAACAAGGACUCCCAGACCAUGGAUACCAAAAUUAUUUAUCAACCUCGAAGAUGUCAUCUUGCGGAUAAUUCACAAGCCAAAGAACACUCUGAACUGGAAGUCAUUUAUGAUGAUCCAAUGGAUUACUUGCUACACAUCUUUUCCUCACAUAAAUUUAGAGGCAAGGAAAAAUCGCGGUUAUCACCCUCCGGUGGCCUUCACCGAUCUGUGGCGAAUCCCGCUACCAAUACUCUACGAUCCGAUACAACUGAACGAUUGAAAUCUAAUCGGGUGCCAAAAAGAAGCUUCAGUGAAGGCAAAACGAACGGUUUGUCAUCAUUUUCUUCACCAGCGUACUGUUCGAAUAAUCUGAACAACUCGACCUUGAUGUCAUCUUUUCUGAGUGCGGUAACAUUUGAAACAAAUGAAAUAGAAUUCAAUGUAAAUGGAAGCUCUCAGCUCAAAAAGGAUGAAAUGUGUGAAACAUUCUUGUUGAGUGAUCCCAUCAAUAUCAGGGUGUAA
Messenger RNA from Phytomonas sp. Hart1, 1587 nucleotides. Lineage: Eukaryota; Euglenozoa; Kinetoplastea; Trypanosomatida; Trypanosomatidae. The record is from the annotation of a GenBank genome assembly.